AGCAGGAUAACUGAGGCAGAAGAACAGAUAAGUGAGCUGGAAGAUAGAAUGGACAACGAGGGGAAAUUUGAAUAUGAAGUAGGUGUCAGGAGGCGGCACUAUUGCCAUGAAUGUGGGAAGACUUUUGCUCAGAGUUCAGGCCUGACUAAGCACAGGAGAAUCCACACUGGGGAGAAACCCUAUGAAUGUGAGGAGUGUGGCAAGACCUUCAUCGGGAGCUCUGCCCUCGUCAUUCAUCAGAGAGUCCACACCGGUGAGAAACCAUAUGAAUGUGAAGAAUGUGGCAAGGUCUUCAGUCACAGUUCAAACCUUAUCAAACACCAGAGAACUCACACUGGGGAGAAGCCCUACGAGUGUGAUGACUGCGGGAAAACCUUUAGCCAGAGCUGCAACCUCCUUGAACAUCACAAAAUCCACACUGGGGAGAAGCCAUACCAGUGCAAUGUGUGUGGCAAAGCCUUUAGGCACAAUUCACAUCUCCUGAGACAUCAGAGGAUCCACGGCGAUAAAAACAUUCAGAAUCCUGACCAUGGAGAGACCUGGGAGAGUCAGGGGAGGAUGGAAAGCCAGUGGGAAAAUGUUGAGGCUCCCGUGUCUUAUAAAUGUAAUGAGUGUGAGAGAAGUUUCACUAGGAAUAGAAGCCUUAUUGAGCACCAAAAAAUCCACACUGGUGAGAAACCCUAUCAGUGUGAUACAUGUGGAAAAGGCUUCACCCGAACUUCAUACCUUAUUCAACAUCAGAGAAGCCAUGUUGGGAAAAAAAUUCUGUCUCCAUGACCCAUGUCUUAUAUGCCAGAGUUGAUGCUCACUCCUCGUUGAACUGAAGCCACCCUGCAGCCCUUGCUGACCAGAAAAUUGUGAGCUUGGCUUUA
Molecule: messenger RNA, 872 nt
Organism: Kogia breviceps (pygmy sperm whale)
Lineage: Eukaryota; Metazoa; Chordata; Mammalia; Artiodactyla; Physeteridae
Source: RefSeq, a predicted model, not a curated record